Messenger RNA from Parascedosporium putredinis, 978 nucleotides. The record is from the annotation of a GenBank genome assembly. Lineage: Eukaryota; Fungi; Ascomycota; Sordariomycetes; Microascales; Microascaceae.
AUGCCGGCCAUCGUUAGGGCGUUCACGACCCGCAAGGUCAAGAUGAGUCUUGAACUCGCGCAGGAGGCCAAGGAGAAGGCGGCUAUGCAACGAAGCAACACGACGAAGCCGAUGGGAGGCCGACCCGAUGCUCUCCGGUCUCAACCCUCUCGAUCCAACUCGAUUGCGAUGGGCAAUGCGCGUCCUCAGAUUUCCGGCCCGAUCGAGCUAAUCCACACCACUAACAUGCUCUCGUACAACGCUCCUGAUCUCCCUCGCCCAUCGACAAGCAACUCGAACCAGUCAUCUUCUAGGUCCGCUACCAACACCGAUGAUGAUUCUGACAGCAGCCCCUCAACCGCUGCAUCCUCGCCUCCUACCAGUCCCGAUGUUCCUUCCAGCGAACUCAAGCGCUCCGUGUCCCCACAGCCGAACCACCUCUCGUGCUACUUUUUGCCUCCCCAAGCUCCACCAGUCUCCAACUCAUUCGCGGGCCAAGCGCCUGCCAUCCCACGUCGUGCUCCUUCCCACACUAAGAAGGCAUCUAUCGAAUCGGUGGCCCGCCAGAGGUCCAUUUCUCAUCUUUCAAAGGAGAGCGGCAGGUCUUUGUCGUCUCGUGGCAACUAUUCAUUUUCUCGAAGCGGUUCUAGCGUCACGUCCUUCUCAGGAAUCUCGCGCGAUUCUGUCCAAACCCAGUCGACCGGAUUCUCCUCCACAAUGUCGAUGGGCCCUGCCAGUCCUCCCUCUGACAAGACGCACCACGCCACGCCACAACACCCUUUCGGCCUCGAGCUCGCUCAGGUUACCGAAAUUGCAGAGGAGUUCGGCGUUGUCAACAGGCUUGGUGUUGUCGAUGAAGAGGAGCAAGAGCUCUUGUCUCGUGGUCUUUGCAAGAUCAGCGCCGAUGUGUACCUCAACGACAUUCAAAAUCUCGCCUCAUUCUUCUUCCAUGAUCGUGACGCCACUCAUGCCAGGCCCGCCCAGACUGCCUGGAUCUGA